Molecule: messenger RNA, 3104 nt
Organism: Haliaeetus leucocephalus (bald eagle)
Lineage: Eukaryota; Metazoa; Chordata; Aves; Accipitriformes; Accipitridae
Gene: AAK1
Product: AP2 associated kinase 1
Exons: 22
Coding region: 247-3081 (944 amino acids)
Biological process (GO): protein phosphorylation
Molecular function (GO): protein kinase activity; ATP binding
Source: RefSeq, a predicted model, not a curated record
CUGCGGCAGGCAGGCGGGCCGGCCCUGGUCGCCUCUGCGGGGGUGCAUGGAGGCACCCCGCGCCCGCAGAGAGGUGUGAAUCCCCCGGAGGACAGCGCGCCUGCUCUGCUUGGCCCCCACAAGGCGAGCGGCCCCGGGUCCCCACCUCGCCGGCCUCGGCCGGGCUGCAGGAGGAACAAGGAGAGGGGCUCGGGACCUUAAAAAUAGCGUCGCCCCCAUAACCAGGCAGCUGCUGUCUCCUGAGAAAUGAAGAAGUUUUUCGACUCGCGUCGGGAGCAGGGUGGCUCUGGCCCCGGAUCGGGCACCAGCGGCGGUGGCGGUGGCAGCAGUGGCCCGGGCAGCGGGUACAUCGGCAGGGUGUUCAGCAUCGGCCGGUACCAGGUGACGGUGGACGAGGUGCUGGCGGAAGGAGGAUUUGCAAUAGUGUUUCUUGUGAGGACUAACAAUGGAAUGAAAUGUGCUCUGAAGCGGAUGUAUGUCAAUAACGAGUAUGACUUGCAAGUCUGCAAAAGAGAAAUCCAAAUCAUGCGGGAUCUAUCUGGCCACAAGAACAUUGUUGGAUACAUUGAUUCCAGUAUAAACUCAGUAAGCAGUGGUGAUGUAUGGGAAGUGCUGAUACUAAUGGACUACUGUCGAGGAGGUCAAGUGGUGAACCUCAUGAACCAACGCCUGCAGACAGGGUUCACGGAGAAUGAGGUCCUGCAGAUCUUCUGCGACACCUGUGAAGCUGUAGCCAGGUUGCAUCAGUGUAAAACGCCAAUAAUCCACAGGGAUUUGAAGGUUGAAAACAUCCUGCUGCACGAUCGUGGGCACUAUGUCCUGUGUGACUUUGGAAGUGCUACUAACAAAUUCCAGAAUCCUCAAACAGAAGGGGUGAAUGCGGUAGAGGAGGAGAUCAAAAAGUACACUACGUUAUCCUAUAGAGCACCAGAAAUGGUCAACCUGUAUAGUGGCAAACUUAUUACUACAAAAGCAGACAUAUGGGCCCUUGGCUGUUUACUGUACAAGCUGUGUUACUUCACCUUGCCAUUUGGGGAGAGUCAGGUGGCAAUCUGUGAUGGCAAUUUCACCAUUCCAGAUAAUUCUCGGCACUCGCAAGACAUGCACUGCCUCAUCCGGUAUAUGCUUGAGCCAGACCCAGAUAAGAGACCUGAUAUUUAUCAGGUCUCCUACUUUGCAUUCAAACUGGCAAAGAAGGAAUGCCCAGUCCAGAAUGUCCAGAACUCUCCGAUCCCCGCUAAACUCCCAGACCCGGUUAAAGCAAGUGAAGCUGCUGCAAAGAAGAGUCAACCAAAGGCCAGGCUGACAGAUCCCAUCCCUACGACAGAAACUUCCAUAGCACCUCGCCAGAGACCUAAAGCAGGACAGACACAACCCAACCCUGGAAUUUUACCCAUUCAGCCAGCCUUGACGCCUAGGAAGAGACCCACGGCUCAAGCAGCCAUUCAGGCACAAGUUGCAGGACCUGCUACCCUGGGCAGUGGUCAGCCUUCACUACCUGCAAGUGUCCCCCAGCAAAAAGCAGCACCUCAGCAGGCUCCAGCACAGCCACAAGCCAAGCAGGCACCAGCUCCACAGCAGGCCUCGCAGGCACAGCCCCAGGUCCCUUCUACUCAGCCACAAGCCACACCUCAGCAUCAACAGCAGCUUUUCUUGAAGCAGCAGCUUCUGCAACAACAGCAGCAGCAGCAGCAGGCUGCCUAUUACCAGCAGCAGCAGAUGAUGCAAGCUCAGCAGUUCCCAGUGAUGCAGCAAGGAGCGCCAGCACAACAGCAGCUGAUGCAGAACUAUUACCAGCAGCAGCAGCAGCAACAGCAGCAGCAGAUGAUGGCCCAGCAGGCAGCAAUGCAGCAGAAGACAGCAGUAGCAGCGGUUCAGCAAAAGCAACAAGCCCCGGCGCCACCGCAGCCCCAGGCCCAGCAAAGUGCAGCCCAGCCAGUGCAGCCACAGGAGCAAGUGAUGCAGGCACAAAUGAGGCAACAGCAAAAACCUCAAACCACGCCCCCCACAGCAGUGCAAGGUCAGAAGCUGGGCUCUCUCACCCCUCCGUCCUCUCCCAAGACGCAGCGUGCGGGACACAGGAGGAUUCUGAGCGAUGUGACCCACAGUGCGGUUUUUGGGGUUCCAGCCAGCAAGUCUACCCAGCUUCUUCAGGCAGCUGCUGCUGAAGCCAGUCUCAAUAAGUCCAAAUCUGCUUCCACCACACCCUCGGGUUCCCCAAGGACCUCACAGCAGAAUGUCUAUAACCCGCCUGAUGUCUCCACGUGGAAUCCGUUUGACGAUGAUAACUUCUCCAAACUCACAGCUGAGGAGCUGCUGAACAAGGACUUUGCAAAGCUAGGUGAUGGGAAAGCUCCGGAAAAGAUGGGCAGUUCCACAGAGAACUUGAUUCCAGGUUUCCAGCCGGCUUCAUCUGCAACCCAGGCAGAUGCAUUUGGUGGCUCUUCCUUCACUGCUGGAUCAGCUGAAAAAACGAAAGACAUUCUGAGUUUGGACACUAGCCCUCCUCUUCUGACUGUGCCUGAUCCUUUCAUUCCUCUCCCGUUAUCCGACACGCCAGAAAAACUCAUUGAGGGACUCAAAUCUCCUGAGACUGCGCUUCUGCUCCCCGAUAUCCUGCCUCUCGCUGACCCCUUCGGUAGCACAUCAGACGCUGUGAAUGGAAAACCUGACGUAGCUGUUGAGAGUCUCAUACCAGGCCUCGAGGCUCCAUUGCCCCAACGCCUUGUGUCACAGACGGAGUCAGUUGCCUCCAACAGAACAGACUCUCUCACUGGGGAAGACUCUCUGCUUGACUGUUCUCUGCUUUCUAACCCUGCUGCUGACCUCUUGGAUGAGUUUGCUCCUGUAGCUUUCGCAGCUCAACCUCACAAAGCUGCAGAAGAUACUAACCUGAUAUCAGGCUUUGAUGCUCCUGAGGGCUCUGAAAAAGUGACAGAAGAUGAGUUUGACCCAAUUCCAGUGUUGAUAUCAAAAAACUCACAAGGUGGGCAUUCUAGAAACAACAGUGGAAGCUCUGAGUCCAGUCUUCCCAACAUAGCCAGGUCUUUACUGCUGGUGGAUCAGCUCAUAGACCUGUAGCAGUGACACAGUAGCAGACGCAG